Molecule: messenger RNA, 3236 nt
Organism: Cuscuta campestris
Lineage: Eukaryota; Viridiplantae; Streptophyta; Magnoliopsida; Solanales; Convolvulaceae
Source: the annotation of a GenBank genome assembly
GACCUUGACAAUACUAUAAGCUGCAAAUUAUAUUGUCUGAAGCACGGUUCCAUUUCUUCAUCGCUGCUUGGGAGCAGGGGUUUUCCGGCCUCAGUUCGAAUGAACUUCGCUGCAACUAGGGCUGAGUUUUGAAUCAUGACGGAGGCAGGAUUUAAUUUUAAUAAAUUGAUACAAGAAGCUCAAGGUCGAUGGUUGAAACCUGCUGAAGUUCUCUUCAUAUUGCAGAAUUACAAGAAUGACCAGAUUGCCCAUGAGCCCCCUCAAAAACCUGGAAGUGGAUCUUUAUUUCUUUUCAACAAGAGAAUCUUACGUUUUUUCCGUAAAGAUGGUCAUAGUUGGAGAAGAAAGAGAGACGGAAGAACUGUGGGGGAAGCACAUGAAAGGCUCAAGGUUGGAAAUGCUGAAGUUCUAAACUGUUAUUAUGCACAUGGAGAGCAGAAUCCUAAUUUUCAAAGGCGCUCCUAUUGGAUGCUGGAUCCGGCAUAUGACCAUAUUGUUCUGGUUCACUACAGAGAUAUAAGUAAGAGCCCAGGCCCAUACUCUACUCAAUAUGCAGGCUCAUCUGUGGUCAUUAAUGAAUCAUAUGAACCAUACUCCUGUCCUGGAUCGGUGGAAAUUAGUUCGCAUGCAACCACUACCAGCUAUGGGAUAUGCCAGUCGAGCAUUACAGAGAGGACAGAGGACGUAUGCAGUUCUUCAGCGCUUGAAAUGAGCCUAGCAUUGCAGAAGCUUGAGGAGCAGUUGAGUUUGAAUGAUGACAGCUUGAAAGAAAUUGAUCAAAUCUAUGACAUAGAGAAAUCAUCCGUUGAAAAUUCUUUAAAUGAUCACAGCAGUUUCUCUAGUCCUGAUGAUUCAAACAGUUCCGUGUUGUGGCAGCAUUCAGGUUACUCAAGUGAGCAUAAUCAUCAAAUCUCAGGGUAUGGAAUAGACUCACAGAAAGGGGAUGAGAUGAGAAUGCUGCUUGCAAGAGAGCCAGUAGAAACCUCAGAAAAUAUUUGGCUUAAUUCUGAUGUAAACGAGGCUCAAAUCUCUUCAAUUACAAGUCCCGAUCAAAUUGAAGAUUUCAACUACCCCCUAUAUUUUCCUGAACUAAAUGCUUACAAAACUGUUCCGGUGCAAUAUCCAACAUUAUUUGACCAGGGUCAGACUGGAAUCUCUCUUGAAGCGGACAUGGGCUUAACUAUUGCUCAAAAGCAAAAAUUUACAAUUAAGGAAAUAUCUCCUGACUGGGGAUAUACUGCUGGGGCUACAAAGGUUGUCAUCAUCGGAUCUUUUCUUUGUAAUCCAUCAGAAAGAGAAUGGAUGUGUAUGUUUGGUGAUGUUGAAGUUCCUGUUCAGAUCAUUCAAGAAGGCGUCAUCCGUUGCCAGGCUCCUCCACACUUGCCUGGCAAAGUCAAUCUUUGCAUUACCACGGGUAACCAAGAAUCAUGCAGUGAAGUUUGGGAGUUUGAGUACCGAGUUGAGUCCACUGGAAACAUCAGUAGCCUACCUGAAAACCAAUGCACUUGUAAGAGUCCUGAGGAACUAUUCCUGCUCAUCAGAUUUGGACAGAUGCUUAUUUCAGAUGAAUCGAAGCAUAAACUUUGUAGUACUGAUUCAGGAAAUGAUUUUUUGGAAAAAAUCAAAGUGGGUGAGGAGCCACAGAGUCAAGUCAUUGAGGCUCUCUUAUUGGGUGGUUCGACAUCAAAUCUCACAAUUGAUUGGUUUCUCCAGGAACUUCUAAAAGACCAGUUGCAGCACUGGAUCUAUUCAAAAUCAGAAGGAAAAACUAACUUGUCUGGGUGUAUAUUGUCUAGGAAGGAACAAGGCAUCAUUCACAUAGUUGCUGGCUUGGGAUUUGAGUGGGCAUUGCACCCAAUUUUAGAUGCUGGAGUCGGUGUAAAUUUCCGUGAUAUCAGUGGUUGGACUGCCUUACAUUGGGCUGCACGUUUUGGGAGGGAAAGAAUGGUUGCUGCCCUGAUCGCAUCUGGUGCAUCAGCUGGAGCAGUUACCGAUCCCACAACUCAAGAUCCAUUCGGUAAAACUCCUGCUUAUAUUGCUGCCAAUUUUGGACACAAGGGACUUGCUGGAUAUCUUUCAGAAAUGGCACUAACCAGUCAUCUCUCCUCCCUCACAUUUGAAGAGAGUGAGCUGUCUAAAGGAUCUACUGAUUUGGAAGCAGAAAAAAUCAUUAUUCAAGACUCCACAGAAAAUCCCCCAACAAAUGAGGAUCAGCUUUCAUUGAAGCACACGUUAGCUGCAGUCAGGAAUGCUGCUCAAGCUGCAGCACGCAUUCAAUCUGCAUUUCGGGCACAUUCUUUCAGGAAGAAACACCUGAAAGAAGCUGCCUCUUUUGCGGCUGGGGAUGAAUAUUAUACUCUCUCAGAUGACAUUCAGUCUCUUCCAGCUGUUUCCAGCUCAGCAUUCCGUUCAACACGCAAUUAUAACUCAGCAGCUUUAGCCAUUCAAAAGAAAUAUCGAGGAUGGAAAGGGCGGAAAGACUUUCUGACUUUCCGUCACAAAGUAGUAAAGAUACAGGCUCAUGUACGAGGCUACCAGGUUAGAAAGCAUUACAAGGUCUGCUGGGCUGUGGGAAUUUUAGAAAAGGCAGUACUUAGGUGGCGUAGAAGGGGAAAUGGACUUAGGGGAUUUCAACCUGAGGCAGAAUCCAUUGAUGAAACUGAGGAUGAAGACAUCCUCAAAGUUUUCCGCAAGCAGAAAGUGGAUGCAACAACUAAUGAGGCCGUCUCAAGGGUCAUGUCAAUGGUCGAAUCUCCACAGGCACGCCAACAGUAUUAUCGCAUUCUUGAAAACUAUCGACAGGCUAAGACGGAGCUUCAAAGCACGGGAAUCAAAGCAACACCUCAUGGAGGGAUCUCCCCUAUGGAAAGCAAUGAAUGACAUAUAUAAUAAUGACUUCACCUAGUUGCAAAUUACUGUCUGAUAUGAAAGACUGCGGUGUCCUUAGCGUGUACAUAGGUAUGUAAAGAGAUGAUUAAAUUCCAUCAAUAUGUUUCCAAAUCUUGUAUGGUUGGGAAGGGGUAUGUUACUCCUUAGCAAGAUUAUUCAUCAAGGAAAGUUGCGUUUUUCAAGAACAUCAGCCUAACUCGCACGCUUACACUAUGUUUGGUUCAAGGAAAAGAAAAUGAGAAAGGAAAACAUAUUUCUUGUUUGCUUCUUCCACCAUUAAUGGAGGUUUGAGAAGCUAACCCUAGGUUCAAAGAAAAGAACUCAAACAAUGAAAGCUAGAAGUGGAU